Molecule: messenger RNA, 3070 nt
Organism: Toxoplasma gondii ME49
Lineage: Eukaryota; Apicomplexa; Conoidasida; Eucoccidiorida; Sarcocystidae
Exons: 1
Coding region: 571-1755 (394 amino acids)
Source: RefSeq, a predicted model, not a curated record
CAGUCACGGCGAGGACUGUGCGACACAAACCCCUCGGUUACUUUGCUCCUCACUAGUCGUUGGCACGACUACUUCAUUACCUGCAACGCGAGUUGUGUUUCUUUUGGACAUCAACUGAGGGCAUUUCGAAACGGCUAGGAAAAACGUUAAGCGUAGAUUGCUCACUCUGCUGGGCAAGAAGUUGCCGUCUCUGAACUUACCUCACUUUCAGCGGCGUCGCUCUCCCUCGGAUCUCUUUACGUUUGCUAAUUCUUUCCCCUGGCUUUUUUCGGUUGAGUAAACGGGAACAAACCGGUUCUCUCUUGCUCUGUGGCUGUUCUCUUCUGGUGCUUAGUGAAUUCCAGUAUCGAGCCUCGUCUCCAAGCGCAGUUCAGCGUGAGUCGCGGUACUCUGCUAAGCCGUUCUAGCGUGGAAUCCCCCUGGGUUGCUGCUUUUGGUUCUUUUUUUGAGACACGUCAAAAAAACUCCAUUCCGUCAUGCGAGCUUAAGUGCCAAGGGCUAUUGAGGGAUGAGGACACACGCCGUCUCAGUGUUGUUUGCUGCGUAACGCGUGUCUCUUUCCGUGUUCAAAUGAAGGGAGUCUCAUCUCGGUGCUCCGCCCUUCUGCGGGGUGGCUGCCUCGCGUUGGCGGUGCUGGCGGCACUCGAACGGUUGUUCACUGUUGCUGACAACGUUGCAACUGCGGAAAAUGUGCAAAGCGGCUUUCCACCGCUAGGCGUCUCGCCGCUCGAAGGCACAACUCAGGUGGGGUCGUCGCCGCGGCGGCUGAUGAGUGAGGGACUAUCAAUGAUGGUGAUGCAGUAUUUGCUGUUUCCGGAAAUGCGAGAGUCUCUGGUUGAUCUCGGGGCGAAGAGCAUGGAAAUUCUCAAAGGCGGGCCCACGUACGACGUGCUUUUGGAUUACUACUACGACCCGCAAAACUGCGUCGUCGCCUUUGACACGCUGUACGACGGGACUUUUUUCGGUUUGGUGAAUUUAGACUCGGUGAAAGUCACGUACAGCCACGUCCAGCACCAGGGCGUGCUCGACUACGUCGAGAGCAGACGCGACACUGUGGAAGUGCUGAAGCGGAAGCAGCGGCACGUGCAAAAGUUCAACCUCCCCAAAGGGUGCGUUGCAGACGAGGAUUCCUACUGGGUAGGAUAUUGCCGCAGCGUCUCCCCGCCCUGCUACCUCGGGCGGAUCGACGUGCACCUUUCGAAGGGUGUUCCUAAUGAACAGGCUGUGCCUCUGGAACCCAUUCCGUACGAAGAAUUUGUUGAACAGUUGGUGGAAAGAGAGGGUAUGGGCUUUUACGACGUCGAGGACAUGUUCGAUGCGGAAACCCCCAUGUACCGUCUCACGUGGGAUCCAGAAAAGUGCUUUGCCCACUUCCGAUACUUCACCGACGACCUGGCGGCGACCGCGUACUACUGGAUUCAGAGUCGCCAGGCCUUUCGAAUCGACGUGAAGAAUCCGGAGGACAAAUUCGUGAGAAAAAUGUCCGCAAUGGGGGCAGACUGCGGCGGAGAGGGCCCCCACGAGUUCUCAGUGACCUACAAGCGGCUCGAAGACGGCUCGUACAAGGCGCUCUUCCGCGCGCGCAAGCUCAACGACUACGAACCCCGUCACACGGACACGAUUGAACUGAAAGAAGCGAAACCAAACUUCCCAGUUCAGGACUGGGACCCCGAGAUGGGCGAAGUCAUGGACUUCAUUGACUUAUUCCCAGAAGUCGAUGCUGUUGCUCUCGACAUGAUGGCUAAGGAACAGUAAACCGUGCAGCCGCGGCUUAUAGCCGCCGUCAAUGAAUAGCCGGUGUGAAGCGGGGUCACCAUUUUCCGGGCCCUUUUCUCUUGCGUACUCGGAUGCAUAUAUCUACCCAUACAGGUAAAACUAUGGACACGUAGUGGCGCCACGAACUACGUGUUUCUGUGUGCGAGCCAAUCUGGCAAAGGUAAGGCGGGGCCUUCUGAUGGUUUGCGAAGGAUCCCUGCUAUUUUUGGUCCUUUACGGUUGCCCUGGUACUCCAUCUCUUUCGAAGGCAGACUGAGUCUCUUCGUUUUAAAAGAAUCAGGCUUUAAGAAAGCGGAGGGGUAAGAUGUUGAGGGCGCCGUGCUUUGUUUCACGUGAACGCGGCCACGGAGUCAUAUCUAGCGUCUCCACGAGUAUCGGAAGAAAUAAGAGGAAUUGUAUUUUUUUUUCGGGAAAUGCGAACAGAGGAAGCGAGGCUCGAAGUCAAUCGACGCAUCUGUAGAGGAGCACCUCUAACGGUGCAUCAUUGUCUUCUCGGAAAGAAAUGUGAGACGGGGGGCUCUCACCUAAUCAGAGUGCGGGCGUACCGCAGAGGUAGGUUCUCGAAGAGAGUAACCGGUCAGAUGCGAUCUUUGAGAACCUUUUCUCCACUCUCUUAGUCAUUUGAAUGACUCGAGAUAACAGACGUGUUAGCCAAGAUGCUUAUGUUCCGACUUCCACGUGGGAGAUUCUUGGGAAACACUGAAGAGUUGUAUGACGCCAGUGGUGGGAACACCCAAUCGCUUCGGAUUUCCUCGUUGCCGAGGCGUCUUCGUUUCCGAACUCUAAGCUUCUACGGUCGAUUGAUUUCCACAAGGAGGCAAAUUUUAGAGCUUGCGGUGCGUCCAUCGGGACACAAGAGUGUGUCACAGCUAGAAUCAGGGACAGUGGUUCAAGGAGAGUGCAUCCUGAUUACAAGCACUUCGCUACGGUCAAGUGUCUGAGCGGUUGAAAGGCCUAUCUUCACGUGAGCCGCACUCCAGCGGACUCUGCAGUCGCCUGCCGCGAUGUGCUUUUUCCCGUGCCACCAGAAAGCUGCUCAGUGCGGCGUUCAAUCCUAGAUGCAGUUCAGGCGUUUCCAACUUCUGUGUCAGUGGGCUUCUGAGUGCGAGGUGCUCAAAGAGAGCCUCUGGGCUGACCUGUUAGCUACUGGAAACUUUUUGUUUCACGAGCUCACACCCGGCUGAACGGAAACCCGUGUCAGAGUUCAGCUGGACACCAGCAAUCGUGGGCAUCAACCCGCCAGAUUCGAAGCCGAGUGCUGUAAACCUGAGUCACGGAAGAGCUAUCUAUAUUC